GCCGCGACCUCCCCGCACGACCUUUGAAUUCUUCGUCCUUCGUACCACCGUACGCGUUACAGCACCGUGAAGCAAUUUGGGCAGCGCUAUGGUUGCGCACGAUCGCAUCCCUUUCGCUGCCACGUGGGCCCUUGCGCUAUCUCACGCUGAUAAACCUACGAUACCUAUGAGCCCCCGCAUCACACCACUUUAGAGGAAUAUAUACUCGUGCUGAGGCCUCUCACGAUUCCAGGUUCGCGAAACAGGACCCGCGUUCUCGACUUCAUGAAACAAGAAGAUUGCGCGGCCUCACACUCGACAUUCGGUGUGUUGUUAUUGGCUGCCCAGUGCCUAAGGCAGUGAUGCUGGUCGCAGGAGGCGGGUGUUCGCCACUCGGGAAUGGGUUAUAAAGUCGUAAACACGACGGAGGGUUCAUCCCGAACGAUAUGCUGUCCGCCUCGAACGCAUUGCUGCUAUUCGCAGCGGCGUAUGUGCUAGGUCGUAUUUAUGCUAUAUGGAAGAUUCUACAGUCCGUGAAGGGUGUCCCUGUCCAGUUUGUUCUCAUACAGCCACUGACGUCGCUCGCGAUCCUCUUGCCACACGGCCGUUGGAACCCUGGAACGCACUACGUCUGGGAUGCCCGGAGCACUGCAUACAGCGAGAGGCGUUUCGAGGCCAUACACUUCGUCCCGCUGUUAUACGGGUCCGGCUACUUAUACAACGUGUCUCCGGAAGCUUACAAGCAGAUUAUGAGCCAAGAUGGGAUGGAUAUACAGAAACCGGUGGAGGGGCUCACACUCGACUUCCUAGGGUCGAACGUGGUGGCCUCGAACGGCGACAUGUGGAAAAGACACAGGAAGAUUGCUGCACCUGCUUUCAAUCAGGAAACCUAUGCUGAUGUAUGGGAAGUCACGGCGAGGUUGUAUCACGAAAUGCUACAAAGCGAAGCAUGGAAGGCUGGCGACUCCAUUACAUUCCCCGCCUUCAACCACUUCACGACACGGAUUGCCCUCCUGGUCAUUGCUGCCUGCGGCUUUGACAUGCGCAUUGGGUGGGAUGAGUCUCCGUCGUAUCCCGGCUUGCACAGUACAAUUGACAGAAUGAUCGUCACCGUUUCCUCCAAUCUCCUGUUCCGCAUUCUCGCUCCGGCGUGGAUCCUAUCUAUACCCAGCGCAAUCAUGCGCCGCAUAAAGAUUUCCUACGAGGACUUGCAACGGUACCUUCAUGCCGAGAUCUCGAACAAGCGGGCAGAUUUGCGGAAGCGAAAGGCCGUCGGAGGGGCGACGGAGACUACGGAUCGAAAUGUGUUCGGAAGGCUUGUGACAGCGAGCGAGUCUGAGGGAAGUCGAGGCUUAGAUCUUUCGGAGCUCACUGGGAACUUGUUCAUAUUCCUCUUCGCCGGACACGAAACAACUGCGCACACCCUCGUAGUGACCCUCGCGCUUCUUGCUGUUCACAUGGAGGAGCAGGAGAAUAUUUGCCGUCACAUACAAGAAACGAUUGGUAACAGGGAUCCGACCUUCCAGGAUUAUAGUGCUUUAGGGCCAGUCUUACACGCCUUUUAUGAAGCAUCCCGGCUAUAUCCCGCCGGUUACGUGCAGAUCCGGGAACCCCAAUCCAACAUCGUCCUGAAGUUCCAUGAUACGGAACGUCCGGACGCACAACGCGAUGUUUUUGUAGCAAAAGGCAUUCUUUUGUGCAUGGACCAGGUCGGCUUGAAUCGCAAUCCUCGCACGUUCCCGCAACCUGAGGACUUCAUUCCUUCACGAUGGAGAGACAAGUCCGCCGACGACCUAGUCGCCUUUUCUUUUGGCCCUAGAGUAUGCUUAGGAAAGAAGUUCGCUUUCGUCGAGGCUGCGUGCUUCCUCACUCACCUCCUGCGGGACUGGAAAAUCGAACUGGAUCUGACCGGUUACUCAUCAUUCGAAGAAUGGCAAGCGAAAUACAUGUAUCCGCUUAUGGGGAUUACACUCAAGACUGGGGAUGUCCCGCUGAGGGUAGUGAAGCGGCCGUCUUGAUGUGGCCAUUAACCCUACUCUAGUCUGCCAGUUGUAGCUGCUCUUGGAAUAUUAUGUCGU
This is a messenger RNA of Punctularia strigosozonata HHB-11173 SS5, 2057 nucleotides long. RefSeq names its product cytochrome P450. The transcript is spliced from 19 exons. The record is from RefSeq and is a predicted model, not a curated record. Bases 426 to 1997 code for a protein of 523 amino acids. NCBI's taxonomy places the organism in Eukaryota, Fungi, Basidiomycota, Agaricomycetes, Corticiales, Punctulariaceae. Gene Ontology annotation, molecular function: oxidoreductase activity, acting on paired donors, with incorporation or reduction of molecular oxygen; monooxygenase activity; iron ion binding.